Messenger RNA from Cynoglossus semilaevis (tongue sole), 624 nucleotides. RefSeq names its product cortactin-binding protein 2-like. The annotation marks the transcript as partial. The record is from RefSeq and is a predicted model, not a curated record. The transcript is spliced from 2 exons. Gene Ontology annotation, biological process: nervous system development; neurogenesis. NCBI's taxonomy places the organism in Eukaryota, Metazoa, Chordata, Actinopteri, Pleuronectiformes, Cynoglossidae.
AAAAAAAUGUCAACAUAAAGAUUUUAGAAAAGUGAUAAAUAUAAAUAUUAUAGAUCAAUACUUAUCAUUACCUCCUCCCUCAGGACCACAUCACUUCUGUGAGGCCAGUUUCCUGAUUGCCACCCUGUCAAAGCCCCGCCUUCAGGGCUCCGAGCUCCGCCUCCAGCAGCACUUCCGCUGGGUGACUCUUCGCUGGGACCAGGAGCCGCUGCACGGCCUGCUGGGAAGACAUCUCCGCAGGAAGCUGCUUCACAAGACGGGCACUGGAGAAUGGACGGCUGAUGGGGUGAUGGAGCGCUCGGUGCAGUGGGUGAGUCAGGUUUGGCAGCAGCUCAACGCCUGUCUCUCUCGACUGGGAACCCAUGAGGCUCUGCUGGGUCCACAGCUCUUCCUGUCCUGCCCCCUGCUGCCCAACAACACACAGGCCGUGGUGAGGUGUGUACAUCUGAAACUCUUUAACAUACAGAUAACAUUGAUAUUUAAGUUACAUGGGAAGGAACUAGGGAAUCUGACAUUACAGGAUAAAGAACUGUAUGGUCACUGUAUUUUAUAGAUAUCGGGCUUCAAAGGUAAUCUCAAUGCUCUGCGCUAACGCUGCCCUCUAGUGGAAACCACUGUGAUUCA